AUGGCCGAAGUCCUCACCGCAAUCGACCUCACCAAGCUGCACAUCUCCACGACCGAUGCCGCGGCAGCACGCAACGAGGCGGCCUGGGCCUGGUACGCGUCCAUCGGGUCGCCGAAGCUCUUCGUCGCGCCGCUCGUGGGCUACUCGGAGCCGGCGUUCCGCGUGCUCUGCCGCACACUCGGCGCGCAGUGCUGCUCGACGCCCAUGAUCGACGCCGCGGGCUACGCGGCGUCGCCGCGGUACCGGGCGGAGUACGCGUUCAGUGGCGGCGCCGCGGACCGGCCGCUCACCGCACAGCUCGGCGGGUCGGACCCCGCGGCGCUCGCCCGGGCCGCGGCGCUCGUCGCGGCCACGGGCCACUGCGACGCCGUCGAGCUCAACAUGGGCUGCCCGCAGCGCUGCGCGAAGAAGACGGGAAGCGGCGCCUUCCUGAUGGAGGACCCCGCGCGCGCGGUCGCGUGUAUAAAAGCGAUGCGCGCCGCGCUCGACGCGCACAACGCGGGCCGCCCCGCGGGCGCGCCGAAGGUGGCCUGCGUCGUCAAGAUCCGCUGCUUCGACGACGUCGCGCGGACGCUCGCGCUCGCGGCGGCGCUCGAGCGGGCGGGCGCGGAGAUGCUUACCGUGCACGGGCGGACGCGCCACGCGGGCGGC
Messenger RNA from Aureococcus anophagefferens, 651 nucleotides. RefSeq lists its product as hypothetical. Gene Ontology annotation, molecular function: tRNA dihydrouridine synthase activity. Lineage: Eukaryota; Pelagophyceae; Pelagomonadales; Pelagomonadaceae. The record is from RefSeq and is a predicted model, not a curated record. The transcript has a single exon. The annotation marks the transcript as partial.